ACUGGAACGAUAUAUGAUAUAUUUGUGUAUCAAAAAUAUAUAAACAAAAAUAUGACAAGUAAUAAUACAACUAAUAAUGUUAAUGUAUUAUUAAGAAUCGAAAAGUAUAAUUUAGACGUAAAAAACAUGACCAAGAAAAUAGAAAUGGAAACAGAUUUAUCUCCAUAUCGAGAUAGUAAAAUUGAAAAAAUAUUAAUAUGCUUCUCCGUUUAUAGAAAUACGAGAGAAAUAUUUAAUACAAAACUAAAUGCCGGUGAAAUACCUGUCAUUCACGGAUUAAAAUUUUUAAGUAUGUUAUGUCAAAUUUUCGUUCAUAUUUUUUAUUUCUCAGCAGAAUUUGUCAAUAAUAAAGGAUGGUUUCUGAGAUAUAAUGGCAAUUUUUGGAUUAGUUUAUUUGAUACUUUAAUGUUAUCAGUCGAUUAUUUAUUUUCUUUCGAGCGGUUGUUUAGUGACUUAUUUGUAUCUGAGAGAUAAAAUGAAUAAAGAAUUGAUUAAGCCAAUUGGUUACAGAC
Pogonomyrmex barbatus (red harvester ant) is the source of this 512-nucleotide messenger RNA. RefSeq names its product nose resistant to fluoxetine protein 6-like. The record is from RefSeq and is a predicted model, not a curated record. Lineage: Eukaryota; Metazoa; Arthropoda; Insecta; Hymenoptera; Formicidae. Gene Ontology annotation, molecular function: acyltransferase activity, transferring groups other than amino-acyl groups.